Cicer arietinum (chickpea) is the source of this 1375-nucleotide messenger RNA. RefSeq lists its product as uncharacterized. The record is from RefSeq and is a predicted model, not a curated record. NCBI's taxonomy places the organism in Eukaryota, Viridiplantae, Streptophyta, Magnoliopsida, Fabales, Fabaceae.
UUAUUAAUUAUGAAUUGAGUCAGUUACUGAGCUCUUUAUUUUAUGAAUAUCUUUAUCCAUAUGAACAUUGAUAAUGGUGGUAGUAUUAGCUAAACCCAAUUUGGUCUCUUGCAACUUCCCCACUCUCAAAACGCUAAAAUCAAUUGAACCCCACAGAACAACAACAACAACAGCAGCAUUUGCCUCGAAAUGUUGUUUGAGACUCAGUUCCUUCAAAUUCAAACCUCUAGUAGUCACCAAACCCUCCUUUGCUUUAUCAUCAUUUCGAAAAAAGGGUACUAUCGUCAUUUGCCAUGACUCUUCCAACAAAGAGAGUGAAGUUGGUAGGAGUGUGGAUGAGGGAGGAAGAGAUUGGACAACCUCAAUUUUGCUCUUUCUUUUGUGGGUUGCACUUAUCUACUAUGUUUCAUUUCUCUCCCCAGACCAAACACCUUCAAGGGACGUGUAUUUCUUGAAAAAGCUGUUGAAUUUGAAAGGGGAUGAUGGUUUUAGAAUGAAUGAAGUGCUUGUUUCUGAGUGGUAUAUAAUGGGUUUGUGGCCUUUGGUAUAUAGCAUGUUGCUACUUCCUACAGGAAGGAGCUCAAAAAGCAAUGUUCCUGUAUGGCCCUUCCUGACACUUUCAUUUUUUGGUGGCAUAUAUGCCCUUCUUCCUUAUUUUGUUCUCUGGAAACCACCACCACCUCCUGUUGAAGAAACACAGCUUAAAACAUGGCCAUUGAAUUUUUUGGAAUCAAAAGUCACUGCACUGAUAUUGCUUGCUUCAGGUAUAGGCAUCGUAGCAUACGCUGGUUUAGCUGGGGAAGAUGUAUGGAAAGAAUUUUUCCAGUACUGCAGGGAAAGCAAAUUUAUCCAUGUUAUGUCCAUUGAUUUUACUUUACUCUCGACAUUGGCACCAUUUUGGGUUUACAAUGAUAUGACUGCUAGAAAAUGGUUUGACAAAGGUUCUUGGCUUCUUCCAGUAUCACUGAUACCAUUGCUGGGGCCUGCUUUAUACCUUCUCUUACGGCCCUCACUAUCAACCUCUGUCGUUGCACAAACUCCUGCUGAGUCAGAGUAAAUCCAUCGAAUACUGCCAAUAUGAAUAGGAAUUCACAUUUUUAAUGCAAUAAGAAUUGAUAUUGAUUGUUUGGUUUGGUUUGGUUCAGAAUGGCAGUAUUCAUUCUACAAAGUCCACAACAUAGUUAUGUAGUAGCUCAUCACCACAAUUUCACUAGCCCAUAACAGUAUAGAGAUCCAUUUUAGGCAUAAUCUUUACAGAAACUUGUUUUCUUCUUUUGCUGUAUGUAAUAAUUCCUUGGAGAGAAGUUCUACUAUUUUAUCUACAUUUUUAUUAUCUUGGAUGAGAUCCAAUUGGAAGAAAGGGCAUUAUUAUUAA